AUGGGGAAGCAUCCAUAUUUUGAUCCAUGCAAUAAUAAAAGCUCUGUCCACCACUGGCAAAGCAAUGGCUUUGAUAUUCUACAUAAACAGGAUAUAGAGACCACGAAGAAGUGCAAACUGUCAGACUGGAUGAAAGCCCAAAUGAAUAAUUCAUUUUCAGAUGCAUUAGGCUGUAGCACAGAUGCAACUGAAGAGGAAGAUUAUGUUGUUUAUGAUGGGGAUGUAGGAAUAAGCUGUAAAUACAACAAUAAUUCAGAUAAUUUGUAUGCCUGUAGUUGUACAAAAGCUAUUUCUGGUGUUUUAAAAUUUGCCUGUUUUGAAGACAAAAAAAACAUAAAAGUAGCAGCCAAUUAUGAAACUCCUCUACACCCUGAAGAAGUCUCCAGUCAUCACAGAGGCACCAGAGGAACAACUGGAGUUCCAGUUGAAAUGCCUGGAAGUGAAGCUCCCUUCAAGAAGGAAUUAGCUGUUGGUAGCUCCAGUAAACCAGGUAACAAAGAACACAUAACUACCUCCAGGAUGUCCAAUGUCCUCCUGCGUCAUUUUUCUAGGGGAGAAUUACUAAGCACAUGCCACUUGAUUGAAUGUGAGACAAUGCCAGAGGUGUCCUGUACUGAAAGUAUCGAUGACACCGGGAGCAAACCUGAGCCUUCAGAACACAGCAAAGACCUUUUAGGGCAUGAACAAGGGGCCACGAGUUCUGAGGAGCAUCCCUUACAGAAGCAUAAGGAAAUAAAGACUUAUGACAAAAAUGGAAACGCAUUAAAUGAAAACAGACCUGUUUCAAAGAAACCUAUUUUUUCUUCUUGUCAAUGUGGGCACAGACAAGAAUAUUCACAAUUGAUCAAUGAGACUGGAGAUGCACACACCUUUCAAAACAUGAAAGAUGAGAGAGUCCUGUUCAAGAGAACAGUUUCACCUUGUGAGCUAAAAUAUGGCCAAGAGCAAGCUCACUAUUGCCUUCCUGACUUCUCUGAAGUUGCUUCAGAAAUUAAAGUACCAAAAAAACUUGACAAUAUUACAGUUCCUUCAACUGAGAGAGCAAAACCCUUUCCCAUUUUGCUAAGUAAAUCAGCAACGGUGAACAACAGUUUGGAAAAUAAGAAUUACUUCAAUUCUGCUGAAGUAGAGACUCAAGAAGAAAGUAGUAUUUCAGAACUGCUGCAACAGCUACAGAUGCUGACACAGCAUGCUGACAUCCAGAAUCAUAUUGACCAUCUGAGAUUUAAUCCUAAGAUACUUCCUCAGCCAGACUUUGCAAAUACCAGCAUUGCCAUUUCCUCAGGACUCACUGGGACACCACCUGAUGUCUUCACAUACCAUGCUCCUGUCCCUGUACAACCUACACAUGGUUUGCUUAAAGCAAGACUGCAGCCUGGAACAACAGCAUCAGCACUACCAGCAGCUAGGACAGUAGAAGCACAGUGUCUAAAUCCUGAUUCACUGCCACAGCUAACAGUAGGAGAAAAGAUGUCUCAAAUACUAAAGGAUCAGACAGAGCAACUGACUAAGAAAGUGGAAGACUUCUCUAAGCAUAUGAUCCAGGAAACAAUCUUUUUACAAGACAAAUAUCUGGCAUUAAAUCAACUGAAAAGAUACCUUGAUGCCUUGGAAAGAAAUUAUUUAAAAGCUAGAGAAGAGCACCACAACUUACACCUGCAGAACUACAAGGACAAGCCUAUCAACCUUGGAGAGUUUGAUCCUGAGAGAAGGGUGGAAGGAGGAAUAUUCAGACUUGGCAUGCUGCUUGAAGACAUUCAAGAACAAAUUGAUGGCAGCAAAGGCAGCCUGUCAUCGUUACUGACUUCCUAUGAAUCUGGCCAGUCUUUCUAUGAGAGCUCAGCAGUUUCAAGCACUGCUGAUCUUCCACAAAGAAGAGGUACUGAAACUCCAAUUCUUCACAAGAAUCAUGAAGGAGAAAGAAGUCAGACAAUUAAUGCAAUCCCACCAACAAAUCAACUUUCUUUAGAAGGCAAAAAGUGCAAUCUUUGUCUUCACAUAAAUACAAACAUCCAGGAAGAAAAAAUGGGAACAUCUCCAGUCUUCCUACAGAGAAAACCAACUGAUUUAUCAGAUACCAACCUGAGCAGUGAUUCAGAAGACUCCUCAGCCUGUUAUAAUGAUUCACAAAGCAAGGACCUUGUCAGCUGUGACACCCUAAGUUACAAAUCAUUAAAUAUGAGAUUAUGUGGAGAGAGAAAAGCACUUAGAUGCAGAUGCCCCAGGGGAAGCAGAGAUCAAGUAAAACUCAGGAAUUACAAAGAGUCUGUUCAGUCUUGUCCCCUAUGCAGAAAAAACAGCUCUGGUUCAUCCUCUUAUUCACACAAGAGAAUCUCCACUCAAAAGGCUCAAAAAACUGAACAGCCAGGUGAAGUUAUAACCAGACUUCAUGAAAGGAAAUCCUUUGAGGCUGCCAAAACCUGCUGUUCAAGCAAAUAUGAUAAAAUAAUCCUUUCACAUCAAUGCAUACCGAGCAAAAAAUUUACCCAAAGAAAAUCUGCAAUCAACAUCAGAGACAGAAAUGCCAAUGAUUCCUAUGCAAAUAUUUUAAAUUCUACUCUGGAUCAUGCCAUAGAGACAGCAAACAGUUUGAAGAAAGCUACAGAGCGAAUGGUACAAGCAGUUUCAGAAGACCUAGCUAAAGUUAAAAGAAAAGACUUUUAAUUACUUAGUUUUCAAAUGCUGUAUUGUUCUGCUGAUUCAUGCUGAAGUGUUAGUAUCCCUGCAAAAAUAAAAUUAUAAAAACAAACAUGAAAAAGUCAGCUAGCUAACUUCAUCAGCUGGUCUGCACCUACUGGUAUGAAACCAUACUAGAGCAUACAUAGAUAUUCCACAUUUACACUCAGUCUUAGAACUGUAAAACAAAUUAUUAAGUCUACUCAAAAUCUUUAGCAGGUUUGCUAAUCCCCAUUACUCUGUACAGAUACCUUCCCUAAGUAUUCACUUACGACAGCUUAAUAAGAAUUGGCUCAAACAAGCAAAAUUAACUUUCUGACUUGGAUUUCCCCCACUCCUAAGUGUGAAAAAAAAAACAACUCAGUCAUUACUACGUAUCAUUUCUUCCCACACUGUAACAGCAGCUGCUUAAUCACACCAAGAGAAAACAGCCUCUGUAUCUGAGACAUCUAGGAGCAAACAUCAUGUUAACAUACAAAGCCAUAGUCAACAUUUGGAAUUAUUUUAGAGUGCCCUACAUUGAGAGUUGUUUAAGAAACAUCUUCAUAUGUUGCAAUGACUGAAUUACACCAUUUAUUGUCUAUGUACAUGUAACAAUUAAAUUGGUUCCUUCAAUGUGAUGUCCUUAAUUUGUCAGAUAUAUCUGGCUUUGACAUUUUAGCUGAUAGUAAGUUGGAAAAUUUUAAAAUACUAUAGAAAUUUAGUGAGCCAAGAAAAGUCAUCUAUUAUUUUCCUACUAACAUCCAUUUACCUGCGGUGAUUAACGGCAAGCUGUUAACAGCCUUGUUUUAUCAGAGAUGCUACUCAUUGAAGCCAAAGUACAUAAGGACUGAUGAAAACCAAAUUAGAAAUGCCAGUGGAUUCCUUAAAAAGGACAGUCAUUUCCAGGCAAACCUGAGCGAUUUCACCAUUGGUGGAUACAGAAAUAAUUCAGACUCUCUUCAUACAAGCAGUGAUUGCUAAACUCACUGCCAUGUGCCACUUACUCACUAGCUUGAGUCAAUGGCUUUUUUCUUCCACCCUUCACAAUCAACAAUACCAUUAACUCUUCCUCCUUAACCUCUUACUGUAUAUCGUACAACUUCAUUUACCUCCACUUAUUAUCCCAGAUUUUGCUUUAUUUAGUUUAAUGUUUGGAAUGUCCCCAUUAUUUGCAAAUUAACUCAAUAAAUGAAGGAAUUGCUGCAGCUUCCUAUAUACAAUAAAAAUAAAAAAAAUAUUCACCUCUUUCACAGAAAUCUCUUCACAUCACAAGAACAGCUUGUUCUAAACCUUUUGUUUAUCCUGGAUCCCUGCACCUGCUGUCCUGUGCCUGACAGCAGCUGCCUAAGAGAGAUCAGACUGAACAGGUCAGUCACAUAGUGACAUUUCCUCAGAACAUUCUCUGGCAAAUGGAAAGCCCAGAAUCCUUCCAAAUCAGCAGUAACAUUUAUACUUAUUAGCUCUAUAAAUAAUUUUGUUGAGGAUUUUUUCCCCCAUAUAACAAUUUAGAGCAUGUCAUUACUGCCUGACAUCUCUGAUUCUAAAGGUCCUUUUGUUCUGAUUUUACAGUUGCAGGUUUCAUGUAUUACUUCACACACUGAAUAGGAAGAUAACCCUUCAGUCUGAACACUGUCAGGAUUUUUGAGGCUUCCAUCACACACUCCACAAUCAUCUUUUUUCCUCUUGAUCAAGGAUCCUAGUCUAGCCAUUCUUGACAUGAAGACUAUUCCAUACCUUUAAUUUUCCUUAGUAAUUUCUGAAUCUUGUCUAGAUUUCCAGAUUCAAUUUAAAAUCAAUUGCUGGGCCUACAUGUAGCAUUAGGUAAGUAUUUUAAUAUGCAUAACAUGAAAAUAGGAACUUUCAAAAUUAUAAUAUACCUUGUACAUGUACUCUGAAAUACUAGGUUUUUGUUUAUCCUGACAGAAUUCUUUCACAUUCUUGAUAAUAUGAUUAUUGAUCUAGAAAAACGUAGCAGAGAAGAUCCUCAGGGAAAACAACCCAAAUAUCUUUAAUAUUAAACUUCCACUUCAUAAACUGUUUUGAGUUAUGUAUUGGUGCCAGAUUUCCUAUCAUAAAGCAUCCUUAUUAUUCCACCUUUACAGUAACAUUUGUUUUUGCUUUGCCUGAUGGAAAAAGUGGAUAAGGGACGAAAAAAAAAAAAAAAUACUAAGACA
Messenger RNA from Oenanthe melanoleuca, 4832 nucleotides. It is a transcript of the gene AKNAD1, whose product is annotated as AKNA domain containing 1. NCBI's taxonomy places the organism in Eukaryota, Metazoa, Chordata, Aves, Passeriformes, Muscicapidae. The coding region runs from base 1 to 2664 and encodes 887 amino acids. The transcript has 15 exons. The record is from RefSeq and is a predicted model, not a curated record.